AUGAUAAGGCAGGUCGACUAUUCAAAAAAUUCUCUCAUUCAAUCCGAAUAUGAUGCCUACAAUCUUAUUGACACAUCGCUGGAGAAGAUGCUUACCCCCUCAAAACAACUAGAUGAAAAUGUAUGGAUUUCAAAAGCAAAACUCCAAGAAACUCCUUGUGUUCCGCCAAACAUUGAUUGGCCAACUAACGAAGAAUUCACUCCUGAACUUGGUGCUGAAAAGAUAAAGCUCUAUAUGAAGAGUUGGGAUCUGACUUGUGGAUGGGUGUACGCAAUAAAAAUGCUUCCACCAAAAGAAAAACGAUUUUGGACUGAGUAUUACUAUGAAGCGCGCUUCAGUAUUCCAACUCGCCGCCAACCGAUUCCGAAGUACACAGUCUCGGUGUUUUUUACCCUCCGCAGAGCUCGCUGCAAACCAAGAAAAACCCCAAUUGACGUGUGUUAUGUUGUUGAAUCCUUAAGCCAAAAGAACAGGCCAGGAGAACACGCUUUUAAUGAGGAAUGGUUGAAGAUGGUUCUGGAAUACAAGGCAAAGCUAGGCGAACGACUUCGCUUUUAA
This is a messenger RNA of Echinococcus granulosus, 558 nucleotides long. RefSeq names its product A-kinase anchor protein. The transcript has 4 exons. Lineage: Eukaryota; Metazoa; Platyhelminthes; Cestoda; Cyclophyllidea; Taeniidae. Gene Ontology annotation, cellular component: cAMP-dependent protein kinase complex. The coding region runs from base 1 to 558 and encodes 185 amino acids. The record is from RefSeq and is a predicted model, not a curated record. Gene Ontology annotation, molecular function: protein kinase A regulatory subunit binding.